Spea bombifrons (plains spadefoot toad) is the source of this 2537-nucleotide messenger RNA. RefSeq names its product MINDY lysine 48 deubiquitinase 1 (gene MINDY1). The coding region runs from base 116 to 1666 and encodes 516 amino acids. Gene Ontology annotation, biological process: protein K48-linked deubiquitination. Gene Ontology annotation, molecular function: K48-linked deubiquitinase activity; cysteine-type carboxypeptidase activity; cysteine-type deubiquitinase activity. Gene Ontology annotation, cellular component: cell periphery; cytosol. The transcript is spliced from 9 exons. The record is from RefSeq and is a predicted model, not a curated record. NCBI's taxonomy places the organism in Eukaryota, Metazoa, Chordata, Amphibia, Anura, Pelobatidae.
GACUCUUUUAGAAGAAAUAAGUAUUUUUUUCUUCUUUUAUACGCAUUACUUUAUAUUGAGGCGGUGUAGCAGAAACCUUUAAACGCUCUAAGAAAUCCCUUUUUCGUUGUGCUCGAUGGAGUCCACUGUUAAUGAUUCCAAAAUGGACCAAAGAGUUGAAACCACUAUUGAAGGCACCGUGGCGGACAAUCAUGAAUUGACGAGUCACGAAAACAAAAGCGGGGAAAGUGCUGAGAUCCAGGAUGCAGAGAUGGAAAGCUUGGAAACGAAGGAAAGGGACUCGGAUUUAGGUAUUAAUGAAGAUAUUUCUAAUCAGAGCGAGUCCUCUGCUCUUAGCAGCACACAAAGUACCUCUGAACCAGACAGAGGAGCAGAAGAGAGUACAUCCGAGUCUGCGCCAGACUUCAGCAGAGUUACAGAGCAGUCUGUGUCUGCCGAGACGGAGCAGCCGGAGAGCAAUCGUCCUUCAGAAGAUGGCCCUCAAGGGGAAAACCCAUCCUUACAGAACCUGCUGUGCUCUAGUAGCAGUAUUAGCCCCUGCGAGGAGGCGUCGGAGGCUGCCGCAUCCAAGCCCCCGGGGGACGAGGCUGGAUCCGAUUACUACUUCGUCAAGUGGAUAAACUGGAAAGGGGAGAGGACGCCAAUUAUUACUCAGAGUGAAAAUGGACCAUGUCCUCUUCUGGCCAUCAUGAACAUUCUCUUCUUGCGAUGGAAGGUCAAGCUGGCCCCCCAGAAAGAGGUGAUCACCUCGGAGGAGCUGAUGGCCCAUCUUGGAGAUUGCAUUUUAUCUAUUCAACCACAAGAAAAUUCUGAAGCCCUGCAGCUGAACUUCCAGCAGAACGUUAAUGAUGCAAUGACCGUUCUUCCCAAACUCUCCACCGGGCUGGAUGUUAACGUGCGGUUUACCGGGGUUCAGGACUUUGAAUACACUCCCGAGUGUAUAGUGUUUGACCUUCUAAAUAUUCCUUUGUAUCACGGAUGGCUGGUGGAUCCUCAGAGCGAGGAGGCUGUCAAGGCCAUAGGAAAACUGAGUUACAACCAACUGGUGGAGAAAAUCAUUACAUGCAAGCAUUCGAAUGACCCCAACCUGGUCACGGAGGGCCUCAUCGCAGAACAGUACCUGGAAUCUACUGCCGCGCAACUGACCUACCACGGACUGUGUGAGUUAAUGGGCGCUGUGAAAGAAGAAGAACUCAGCGUCUUUUUCCGAAACAACCACUUCAGCACACUUAUAAAGCACAAGGGCCAUCUGUAUCUUCUGGUCACCGACCAAGGGUUUCUUCAAGAGGAGAGGGUGAUCUGGGAAAGUCUGCACAAUGUGGAAGGAGACAGCUGUUUUUGUGACUCCAAUUUCCAUCUGAUCCCACGUUUGGAAAAAGAGGCUUCCUUCAGCAACCCCCAGCAGCUGCAGCAGAGGCAGGUCGAUCAGGAUUACAUGAUUGCAUUGUCUUUGCAACAACAGCAGCAAGGUCCACUGGCCAUGAGUGAUCUGGAGCUGGCUCAGCAGCUGCAGCAAGAGGAAUACCAGCAGCAGCAACAGCAGCCCCUACCACCCCAGCAGGAGCACCCCCAGCCGCCUCAGCAGCCCAGAGCACAGGCCUCGGGUCGUGCCUCCGGAGAGCGCAGAUCACGACAGAAGCAGGAGUCCGACUGCACUUUGCUAUAGCCUGAAUCGUGCGACGAGAGAAGGAAACUUCUAGAGGUUUGCGACAAGCGGCCCUGAGAAAACCACUUCGCCCCAGAAGUUUGCUACAUCCCUAGGAAGAGGUCGUCCGGGCUGCUCCCAUUCUGACCGCAGCUCUUAUAUGUGUGUCUUUUAUCCCUUUUCUUAACACCCAAGGAAAUUAACUGUUCUUUUCGAUGUUUUUCUCAACAUGACCUAAAAUUCCUAGCAAAGACGCAUCUCUUGCUCUCUGUAAUGCACUGUACUUUUUUCCCAUAAGGGCUUUACUGAACACCUUAAAGAUACGAUUAUGAGCAGACUUUAACAAGGUUCCAAAAAGAGUCAAUGUGAUUGUAAGAAUAUAGUGUUAUCCAAGCACCCCGUGUUAUAAGUGGUACAUUCCUCAGCGCUUUGUGUGUCACAAUGUUAAUCAGGGAACACAUAGGGUGAUUUAACUCUGUGGGCUGGACCAUUUAUAGAGGGGUCAGGACAGCUAGUCAAUCAAUGAUGCCAGUCCUAACUUGCUGAGCCAGAUUACACAAUAAAACAAACUGAAACUCACAAAAUUCCCCUUUUCAGAGGGAGAAGGAGCAUGAAUUUAUUGUCUUACGUUUGCACCCCAUCCUUUUUUCCAAUACAGUUCAUACCUUUUUAAAUAAAUGAAAUUUGACAAAUGGGAAUUGUAAGGAAGCACAUGAAUUGAUGAUAAAGCGUAGUCUACAUUGGCUAAUCUAUCACAAACUGUUUAGGACGAUAGAUUUGCUCCAUCUGUUAACUUUUUUCUGUAAAAAGCAGGGGUGGGGGGGAUUGCAAACUAGCACUAAAUGGAUAUUUUGUAACAGACCAAAUAAAAAAUAUAUCAUUUUUGACCCUU